GUCCACUCAAAAUCCGCUACCAAAAUCACUCAUAAUUUUUAUAGACAAACACUCAUCCCCCACUGAAAGUUAACACAAAAAUGAAACCCCACCACCACUACCAUCACCACCACAAAUCCUCCUCCUCCCAACCCCCCACCCCCCAAUUCCCCACUAGCACCACACAAACCCCCACACAAAAGAAAUCCACCGAAGAACAGCGAAAAAAAGAAGACGAGGCCGCCGCGGCCCAAGCCUUUGAAGAGUACGUGGCCACUUUCCAGGACACGGCGAGUUCCAGGGGCGAGGGGAAGGUCUGGGUCAAGGCCGGGACCUAUGAUGCGGGAAGGGGGAGGCACGAGGACCCCACGGAGAAAGGGAAGCUGUACAAACCCACGUCCCGCUUCAUCGACAAGGACGAAAAAGUCUUCUCCAUCGAGAGCGGAAAUGACCGGCCGGAUCGACCCGGUGGCAAGAAGAAGACGCAGGAGAAGAAAAAGUCGAAUCUGGAGAUUUUCAAGGAGGAGCUCAAAAUCAUCCAAGAAGAGCGAGAAGAGCGCCACCGCCUCAAAAAAGUCCUGGGCCUCCAAGAAAUGAUAAAGCUUCCCCCGAAACCCGGUGACGAUUUGCGAGCCUCACUCUCCCUCGAACUCGACGAUGUCAAAAUGGGGUCGAUCGAUGAUGGCGAUCCUAACACGACGAAUAUUUACCUGGGGAAUUUGCCGACGAAGAUCUCCGAACAGCAACUGAUGGAGCUCUUCGGCCGCUACGGCCCCCUCGCCUCGGUAAAAGUGAUGUGGCCCCGAACAGAAGAAGAAAAAGCCAGAAACCGGCUCUCCGGCUUUGUCGCCUUCAUGUCCCGUCGGGACGGAGAACGCGCCCUGAAACACCUCGCGGGGAAGGAAAUCCUCGGCACGGAAGUGAAGUUAGGUUGGGGGAAGGCCGUCCCUAUCCCUGCUUUUCCUAUCUACAUCCCUCCCACGAUGAUGGAGUUGACCAUGCCACCGCCUCCGUCGGGGUUGCCCUUUAACGCGCAGGUCGAGAGGGGGGAGAAGGCCCCCCCUUUGGGCACCCCCUUCCCUCCCCCCCACUCUUCCCACCACUCCGAAGCUCGCGAAGAGUUCGAACGAAUAGUCUCUAACUCCACGGUGAAGGUGGUGAUCCCCACGGAUAGGACUUUACUCGCGCUGAUCCACCGGAUGAUCGAGUUCGUGGCGAGGGAAGGACCCAUGUUCGAGGCCAUGAUCAUGAACAGGGAGAUUGCCAAUGUGCAGUAUCGUUUCCUCUUCGAGAACCAAAGCCCCUCCCACAUCUACUACCGCUGGAAACUGUACUCCAUCCUCCAGGGGGAAUCCACCCAGCGCUGGAGAACCGAAGACUUCCGCAUGUUCAAGAAUGGGUCCAUUUGGAGGCCCCCAAACCUCAACCCUUUCACGCAGGGGAUGCCCGAUGAGCUCAUCCCAGAGGAUGAACGAGACAUCCGAAAGGGGACACUCUCCAAUGCGCAAAGGACCCGCCUGGAACGCAUGCUCCGCACCCUGACCCCCACCCGCCCCCGUAUCGCCGAGCUGAUGAUUUUCUCCAUCGAGCACUCCGAGGCCAUCUCCGAAAUCACCCUCACGAUAAAGGAAUCCCUCUCCAACCCCAAAACCCCGCUGUCGAAAAAAAUCGCCCGCCUCUACGCCCUCUCCGACGUCCUCUACAACUGCACCGUCAAAGGAAUGAACGCUGUUGGGUAUCGGAAAGGGUUCAAAAUUCACCUACCUGGAAUUUUCCAGGAGAUCCACUUUGCUUAUCAGACAGAGUGUGACCGGGGUGGUGGGGUGGGGAGUUCAGGGGCAGAGUGUUUUAAGGAGAGGGUGUUGGCCUGUUGCAGGGUGUGGGAUGAGUGGGGGGUGUAUCCCUCGGAGUUUUUGAUAAGGUUGCAGAAUAUCUUUUUGGGGUUGCUGUCGGCCAAUUCGAGGGAGGAAGAAGAAAAGAUCCUCUCCCUCCCUGAUGACGAGGACGACUCUCCCCCUCACUCCCCCUCCUCUCGCCGCUCCCCCUCUUCGCACCGCCGAAAAUCCCCCCCACGCGCCCAACUCCCCCCAAAGAGCGCCCUCAACCUCGUCCGCGCAUUACAAUCCCUCCCGGAAGACGAAGACCUCGAUGGCGUCCCUCUAAACGAAGACCUAUCCCCAAAAAUCCCCACCCAACCCGCACCCCAACCAAUAAAGAUGCAAUUCCUCCCCUCAAAGUGGGAGACGAUCGACCCCGAGGAAGUCGCCGCCGGGGCCGUAACAACAACCUCCAAAUGGGAUUUAUUCGAGGAGAAAGACAAAGAAAAGGAAGUCGGAAUCGUGGAUUACGACGAGGAAGAAGAGGAUGUGGAUGGAGAACCGAUGGUGGAGUCACCUCAGCAGAAUCCGGAGGAUGAGAGGAGGUUACUCAGAGAGGUGGAGUUGAAGGUGGUCGCUUAUGAGGAUGAGCUGGUGGAGAAUUCAGGGAGGGUGGGUGGGGAUGUGGGGGAAAUGGUGGAGGAAUAUAGAAAAAGGUUGCUCAAUCAGUUGGUCAGUGGUGGGGCGAGUAGCGAGGAGGUCAGUCAAAGGAGGGAGGAGAAGAGCGACGAGAGACUGGGUAGAAGGAGGAGGAGGAGCAGCAGGAGGGAUGAUGAGGAGGAGGAGGAUGACCAGGAGACGAGAUCGUCCUCAUCGAGCCACCAGCGCCGCCGGAGCCGCCGCCGAGAUUCCCCGCAGCAGCAGGACUCCCCACAUUCCUCUUCUGGAGGGAGCAGUGGGCGGAGGAGGAGGAGGGACAGCAGGAGCAAGAGGAGGAGGAGGAGAUCCCGCUCUGGCUCCCCCCUGUCCCCAUCCACCUCCUCCGACCAUCGAUCCUCCCGUCGGUCAUCCCACAAGAAAUCAUCAUCACACGCCAAGCGUUAAAUAAAUGCUCAAUUUUUACUUAUUUAUCUUUUCUCUGUUUUUAUUAAGAAAUAAUAAAAUAUCAUGGAAAUUUGCACAAAAAA
Molecule: messenger RNA, 2983 nt
Organism: Folsomia candida
Lineage: Eukaryota; Metazoa; Arthropoda; Collembola; Entomobryomorpha; Isotomidae
Product: U2 snRNP-associated SURP motif-containing protein-like
Exons: 11
Coding region: 81-2900 (939 amino acids)
Biological process (GO): RNA processing
Cellular component (GO): nucleus
Molecular function (GO): RNA binding
Source: RefSeq, a predicted model, not a curated record